This is a messenger RNA of Fomitiporia mediterranea MF3/22, 1629 nucleotides long. RefSeq lists its product as uncharacterized. The record is from RefSeq and is a predicted model, not a curated record. The transcript is spliced from 4 exons. Lineage: Eukaryota; Fungi; Basidiomycota; Agaricomycetes; Hymenochaetales; Hymenochaetaceae. Bases 1 to 1629 code for a protein of 542 amino acids.
AUGUCCGGCGCACCUGUGCUCUGCGAGGAUCUUAAAUGUCACUCAUCUAUCCAAGGGGCUUUCGAAGCUAAUGCACCCCAUUUCUGGCAUCCGAAGUCUUCGCUAGAAACGCUCCUUUAUCUCAUCUUUCUCCACCUUCUCAUCCAAGCUACCUCUUCGUAUGGAACUCUGCUUAACUAUACCAUAGAUGAUACUCCUGGUGAUACGUCUAACGCGGAAGGCGGGGUGGUGUAUGACUCGUCUUGGGCAUCGUCUACGGACUGUGGUCAUGGGGUGUCCUCAUCCAGUGAAGGCAAGCAUCCGGCAUGCGGUCUUCUAUUCGAUCGUACAUGCGCAUCAAACGGGACUUGGCACGCCGUGCUUGGCGCAGGCAGCAUGAGCAUUCUCUUCAACGGCUCGUCCCUUUCCGCAUACUUCAUCGCUCCAAGUGUGAUAUUAAAGCACGAUGGAUCGGUUCCAACACAAGUAGGAAUUAACGUAUCUUUCAUUCUCGAUGGACAAUAUUCGCAUGACUUUGUACAUGUCAACCAGUACGGAACACCCGAAUAUAACCUUGUCGUAUUUACAAGCACUUCGAUGGUGGCUGGGGUCCGUAAUCUCACGAUAGUGAGUUCGGAUUCGCUAGUUAGUAAAGGCGUGUCCCUCCGGACUGCUGCGAUCUUUGAUUAUGCAGUGUAUACUAAUGACGAUGGAGCUGGUAUGGUAACCGAAGGCCUCCGUACUGGAAUGGUUAUAUUCGGCACCAUGGUUGGGUUGGGGAUGUGCUUUGUGGUGGUCGUGCUCGCUCUCUUCCUUCGGUUGCGUACUCGACAGCGUAAGGCGCUUUUGAAAGUUGACACAUGGAAGGCUCCAUUGCCUAGCCUGAGUGUCACAAAUGUUGAUGGUGGGAAGACAGAAGUGAUUUCUCAGUCGCCUCACUGGGAACGUUUCGUUUGGCAAAAUAGAGGAAAUCGAACGCAUGGAACCAGCACAUCUACGGCUCAUUUGCAAGAUACCUUGCAUUCUCCAAGGUCAGGAUCACGGUUCCCUCUAACGCAACUCCGUCGCGGCAGCGCAUCGCGCCUCGAGGCAGGCGUGAACCCCAUCCCCAACACGAAUCCUCCUCCAAGCGUCCGAAACUCACUCAUAAAAGGUGUAGAUGACGUCUUGCGCAGAAACGCUGUUGAGUCGCUUGAUGAGGGGUAUUUCCGGAGGCGGAGCACGCUCAGUCGACUCGGGAUUCCCCUUGGCGGGAAUUCAGGUAUAACUGGUACGCGUGGAACGGAAUCAAGGCCUGAGACUGCUAGAAUCCACCUCGCACCAUCCUCCUUAUAUCUCAGCUCACAGCUACCCGGGCCGUCAAUAUCAACGACGGUGACGAAGCGUCGCACGACAGUAGGACACCGACCCGAUGGUCGUGCUACUUCAAACUCAAACUCGAGUCUCCGCGUCGGUGUCGGCUCCUCGUGCACCAACACACCGGACACACAAUUCCAGAUGCAACACGAUCAAGCACUCAUCAGGCGACUUGAGGCGGAGAUACAAGUACUUCGCACGGAGAGAGAGGUCAGACUUGAUUUGGCUCGAUUCGAGCUUGGGUUUUCCGGGGACUGUGGGGAGGAGUUACCAAGUUACGAUUCGGUUGCCUGA